CAACAACCAGUGCAACAAGUUAUGUGCACCUUAUUUAUGGUGGUAAGAAAGCCAGGUCACUGCUUGACAUUAUUUGUAAGUCGUAUCAGAGACAAAACCAGCAUUGCACGUCUAGUCCGAGGUACUAUUUUCUGUACGGGUACAGCCUUAAAGAAGACUGAUUUCCUGUAAACAAGCAGUGUAGCCGAAGCACUUCGACUAGCAUUAAGCUUUGCGAUCGUGACUACGGAUGAUUCUGAAAUGAAUGCUGGCUAAACAUUCAAGGAAUAUCAACAAGUCAUUCAGGGGUUUGAAUGUAAUAUGCAGUCGUAGGGCUUUUCUAUUGGAAGUAUUAAUAGGGAAAUUAGAGAUCGAACUACAAUGCCAACUAUGAAGACACGAUGUACGAGGAUCUACAAAUAUUAUGUAUUGCUACUAAUGAUGGCUUCCCUUCUAAGCAACCAGAUGUGUCAAUUUGCACUUAUUGCCACAAUUCGAAGUAUGUCUGCAGAACUAAAGUUUGGCGACAAAAUUUGUGGGACGGGAGAAGUGAUGGGUGAAACCCUCGAAGGGACGAAAAAUAACUCCAUGGCUGAUCCGGUUUACGUCAUACCAAACAGCACGCUUCCUGUUUCACCACAAUGUAUAGCAGACGGAGAUAUGUGCCUUGCGGACGCAUUGCUGAAAUCAAACACAACAACGUCGCUAAAUUUAAACAUCACAACAGCACCGUCGGCGCAGUGCAAGUGGCGUUAUAUGGGUACGGGAGUGGCGUUCCAGGUACUGGCAGGACCCCUGUUUGUUGUCAUAUUUGGAUGCAGUCAUUUUCCCGUGGGUAUUUUAGCUCAUAGCGGUAAAAUCAACCCCCGGCUUAUGUCUGCUGUAUGUAUUCUAUUAUGGAGUGUGUUUGCAAUUUUGACUGGUUCCAGUAGGACGUUCUGGCAAGUGGCGAUAACUCGUCUCCUCAUGGGUGCUUCUGCUGGAGCUGGGAUGGCGGUGAAUUUGGGAAUAGUUGCAGCCUACUUCCCCCCGAAACAAAUGGGCAAAGCGUUAUCGUUCUUUAACGUUGGUACUUAUCUUGGUUUCUCGAUGGCAUUCCUGUUCGUCGCUCUUGAUCGUGUCACAGACUGGAGGAACAUAUAUUAUUUGUGUGGCUCUGUUGGAGCGGCCUUAUCUUUGCUCGUGCUUGCUACUGUCAGGAACAAAGACCCACAAGAUACGGGAAACAUAAGUCAAUCGAAAUCCCCCGAAGAAGACAAUCCAGUGUCAAAAACGGAUCAAACACAAAACGACACACUUUUAAGUGAUUUAUCGAAGGUGAAUGACAAUCAAAAUGUUAAAUCAGAAGAUGUUUCAGAUAAAGAAUUGCAAAAUCCAGAUGAAAAAGAAACCCCUCUAGUCAAUAAGUCAACACCCGAGGCAAAGACCGAUGAACAAAGUCUAAAAAAUAUGUUCAGAGACUCCGCAAAGCUUUUUUGGACAAUGAUUCGAAAUCCUGUGUUGGUUGCAUUAUUCGUAGGGGGUGCUAUACGUAUGGGCGCUGGCCUUAUAUUUGGCUAUAACAUCAACAACUUCUACUUCAUCUACCAUCCCAAGAUAAGGGUAGAGAAAUGGUUGUCCUGGAUUAUCCCAGUAUUUGGGGCUUCCGGCGCAAUGGCUGGUGGGGUACUUUCUGAUAUUAUGUUCAAACGCAUCGGCCCAGUUGGGAGACUCAUCAUAUUACUCCUUAGUUUUGUGAUUAGCAUGCCACUCAUUACAGCUGUUUUCUUUACCCCUCCACCGUGGAGCCAGAUCCUCCUCAUACCAGUGUUCUUCAUCUCUGAGAGCUGGAUCGGAGUCUGUGUUGCAGCGGUUGUGGAUCAAGCACAUGUAACCAAGGGACCCGCCUACAUCGCCAUCUUUCAAUUCGUCAUAAUGAUAAUUGGAGGACCAAUGACCGUAUUGGUGGCGCCACUGUCUUCUGGGUUACAUGGUCUGAAAUACUCAUUGCUGUUUUUAAUGAUGUUGUGUUUAUCACUAAGCAUUGUGAUAUUUUCAAUCCCAUGUUUUAUUUUAUACAAAAGACGACGAACAACAGAACAAUGA
Molecule: messenger RNA, 2064 nt
Organism: Owenia fusiformis
Lineage: Eukaryota; Metazoa; Annelida; Polychaeta; Sabellida; Oweniidae
Source: the annotation of a GenBank genome assembly